AUGCACCAUUUAGGUGUGAAGAAAAGCAAUCUUCUUGAUUUGGCUUCCGCAGAGACAAACAAGCUUGGCUCUGCAGGCAAUCAUGACCAGCCUCUCUGCCCCAGGCCCCGUAGAGUUGGCCCUGCCAUACCUGAAUUCCUCAAGCCUCAAAGAUGUAACAAGCACAGCUCUUUUCUGUUUCUUUUUUUUUUUUUAGUAACCAACAAAAAUUCCGAUGAAAGAAGUGGAAUUCUGAAUAUGAUCACUGAAAAGGAAAUAUUUGAUGGGAGGGAAUAUGUAUGCACCAAGUGUUCACCAGCAUGUUACUCAGGAUCUCCACCAGGCAGAACAAAUAACCCUCUGGUUCAUGAUGUGCAGUUUCUUCAUCAGAUGGAACUUCUUUCUCCAUUCACAAGAACAAAGCUCUCAGAUAAAUUUGGUUUUAGUACCUCUGCCUCUCCAGUGUGA
Molecule: messenger RNA, 447 nt
Organism: Prunus armeniaca (apricot)
Lineage: Eukaryota; Viridiplantae; Streptophyta; Magnoliopsida; Rosales; Rosaceae
Source: the annotation of a GenBank genome assembly